Molecule: messenger RNA, 3344 nt
Organism: Chelonia mydas (Green sea turtle)
Lineage: Eukaryota; Metazoa; Chordata; Testudines; Cheloniidae
Gene: NUDCD1
Product: NudC domain containing 1
Exons: 10
Coding region: 410-1867 (485 amino acids)
Source: RefSeq, a predicted model, not a curated record
GCCGGGGAUGGAGGCGGUGGCCAACUGCUCCCUGCGGGUGAAGCGGCUGCUCUUGGACCCCAAGUUCGAAGGCUACAAGCUCUCCCUGGAGCCGCUGGCCUGCUACCAGCUGGGGCUGGACUCGGGACACUGCCCUUCGAAAGCCAAGAGAAGUAUUCAGGCUACCUACAGACUUGACAGCUUGUGAUAAUCGCCUUUGUGCAUCAAUACACUUUUCGUCUUCUACCUGGGUUACCAUUUCAGAUGGAACAGGAAGAUUGUAUCUUAUUAAAACGGGCAAACGUGGAGAUGCUGCAUCUGAAAAGUGGGAGGGCGGCCUGUGGACACCCAUUUGGGGAGGUUAGACCCUGAGCAGAUCUGUAGUUGGUUGGCAUCCUGUGUCCAGUUGAUAAAGUCCUUGCAUUCCCUGAUGCUACACAGACUAUCCAGCUCCUCCUGCAGCUUUCUUACCUGUUUCCUGAAGACUCCACCAAAAGAUGUCUGUCACACUGGCUGGUGUCCCCCCCGCCUGGCUUUCGUUGGCAAGGACAUGCAGGCUGAAUUCCCAAUUAUGUUUAAUGAAGAAUUUGGGAGUCCCUUUGUUAUAGCCCACAGUGUUUCCUUUGUAAAGUCAGAUGUGCAUUCAGUAGCUGGGCUUCUGCUUCGAGUAGAAAAAGAUGAACUGGAUGCAAAAGGAAGUGGCUUCCAUGUAUCCUUGGAGUGGGUUACAAUCACAGAAGUAGACAAAGAGGAAAAUCAAAGAUAUGAAAUCUUCAGGCGCAGAGUUCUCCGAGGAAAGUCAGUCCCUCAUUAUGCAGCUAUAGAGCCAGGUGGGGAUGGUCUAAUGAUUGUCUCCUACAAACCCUUCAGAUUUAUGCAGGAUGAGGAGAAUCAGCUUGAAGAAAAUGAAGAUGGGAAAAUAGCAGAUAAAAAGAAAGACCCUGUCUAUUACUGGCAACAGACUGAAGAUGAUUUGACCGUAACAAUUCAUCUUCCCCAAGACAUCACUAAAGAUGACAUACAAGUACAGUUUUCUCCUGAUCAUAUCAUUGUAGCAUUGAAAAGUCAGCCUCCUUUGGUGGAAGGAAAACUCUGUUCAUCUAUUGACCAUGAAAGCUGCACAUGGAUAAUUAGAGAUAAUAGUUUGGAGAUUUCUCUAAUUAAGAAGGAUGAAGGACCCAUGUGGCCAGAGCUGAUAGUGGGUGACUCACGAGGAGAAUUCAUCAUGGACUCUUCCCAGUGUUCUGCGGUAGCUGAACGUCUGAUGCAUCUUACCUCUGAAGAAAUGCAUCCAAACCCUGACAAAGAAAAUCCUCCUUGUAACGCACAGGAAUUGGAGGAAUGUGAUAUUUUUCUUGAAGACAGCACAAGCUUAUGCAGAUUUGAUGGUAACACCUUGAAAAUCACUCAUGUGGUGAAUCUUGGAAGCAACCAGUAUCUCUUCUCAGCAGUGGUGAAUCCCAAAGAAAUGCCUUGCUUCUGUUUGCGGCAUGAUGUUGAUGCUCUUCUCUGGCAGCCACGCUCUGACCAACCGGACAGUAUGUGGGAGCACAUUGCAACUUUCAACGCUUUAGGUUAUGUCCAAGCAUCAAAGCAAGACAAAAAAUUCACUGCUUGUCCUCCAAAUUACUCCUAUGCUGCUAUUUGUGAGUGCCUGCGUCGAGUGUUCAUCUAUCGACAGCCCACUCCUCUGUCCACAGUUCUCUACAACAGGAAGGAGGGAAGACAAGUAGGGCAGGUUGCUAAGCAGCUGGUAGCAACCCUGGAAGCCAGUGAUCCUAUCUUGGGCUUUCAGGCUACAAAUGAGAGAUUAUUUGUUCUCACAACAAAAUCCUUGUUUUUAAUAAAGGUAAACACUGAAAAUCAAUUAUCCAAUAUGUCAUGUUGACUUGGAUGUAUUCACAAUUGGUCUGAGAAAUGAUGAGAUAUUACCUAAAAAAUUAAAUCACAUACUGUUGAAGUAAAAUAUCAUAGUACCCUGUUUAAUUUUUAAAAGGACAACCAAAAUAUGUUCUCUGGAACAUGUGCCCAGUUGGAUAAAGCUUUUCAACUCCAUUGUCAAUGAAUUUUUUGGGGACUUCCAAUUCUAUGGAAAAGUGCAAGAAAACUCUCUGUUGUGCUAGCAGUAUUUUAAUCAGUUACCGGAGGCAUGUAUGAAAUGAUCCAUCCAUGCAUUGUUUUUUUCAUAUAGUUUUUCCACCACAGUUCUGCCAUUCAAGAAGAUCUUGAGUAUUCACUUAUUUCUAUUUUGUAUAAUUGCUAUAGUUUCUCUCUGUGGGUAUUAUUCAGAUAAAUAAAACAAGUCUUUGUUUUAUUAUAAGCUUACAUAAACACAAGGCAAAGGUCACACUUUACCCAAAUAAUAGAUAUUUUACAGAGCCAUUUAAAUUAUUUUUGAAAAUUUUAGUCUGUUUAUGUUUAAAUGUCUUCACUUAGUAUUAGCAAAUCAUGGUUCAUUGGCUAAAUGAUGGUGUGUUGGGGCAUCUGCUUUUUUCCAGGAUAUUUUUUGAUUCAGGUCAAAUAACCUUAUUAUAUAUGUGCAGUUGUAGUAAUCUGUUUGAAACACAUUUGUGCUUCCCAUUAAAUCUUCAAACAUUUUAAAAACUUAAAAACUAAAAUGGUUUUGGUAGCUUUCUCUUGGGAGCAGAACGUUCUAAGCUUCAAACAAGGUCACAUUUACUCAGAAGAAAAACUGACUAAAGUGAAAAAAGUGUUCAUCCUUUUUCUGAAUACUCUGCUCACUUGUUAACAAUGGGAAUGGACCCUGAAAUGUAUUCCACUCAGAAUACUUGCAUAGAAUCAUAUGUUUCCAUGUCCUUUUGAAGAAUUAACAGUAUUGUUUAUUAUUUAAAAGAUCAAUUGCCUUGAUGAGCUGAUAUAAAUCAACCUACUUUUCUGCUCAAAAAAUCCAUAAUUAAAUGGUUUCCAGUUGCAGAGCCAUAUUUGUUACUUUUGCAUUCCCAUUUUACAUUCAUUUUAUUUUGAGGCUUAUAUCUGUCGUAUGCUGCCACAGACUCCGACAUAGCAGAGUGUGAUUAUUCAAAAUGUAUGGGGUGUGGUCACCUGAUUUUGUACCAGGUUUUUGUUUUGACUGAGACUCGGCACCUACCAGAGAGCACUCUCAUUUUGUAAGGUACAGUUCUUUAUGAAUGCCCCAGCCUGCAAGCAAAUGUGGUGGAUGCUAUUUACAAAAUGUCGGGGAACCCAUUUGGCUGUUAUAGAUGCAAAUAAUCUAUUUUAAAUGCUCUUUUUGUAAUGUUCCCUCCGCCUGGCUGUGUACGACUGCAACAUGUAUUAUUCUGCAAGUUAAAAAUAAUUAAAACAUUACAUUCAUAAAUAAAACUUUUAAAAACUGUUUAAAAUGA